Molecule: messenger RNA, 1632 nt
Organism: Rana temporaria (common frog)
Lineage: Eukaryota; Metazoa; Chordata; Amphibia; Anura; Ranidae
Gene: BROX
Product: BRO1 domain and CAAX motif containing
Exons: 13
Coding region: 257-1492 (411 amino acids)
Source: RefSeq, a predicted model, not a curated record
GCGCGCAUGCGCGGACGGGUCCUUCCCAUGUUUACCUGUCUGGGGCGCUUUAAUCACGUGGCUCCUCCUCCCACAGCGGUGACUGGGUCGGCAGGGUGGAGACUUUCUUCAAGUGUCACAACGAGGAAGAGAGCUUCUGUGUGAUUGGAGCUUGGCUGGGACUCUGAGUGAGCUGUACAGGGGCCACACUGUCAUUGAGAGGAUCCAGGGCCCCCAGGGGAGAUACAGAGUCCGGUAAAGAAAACAUUCUGCCAGCAUGACGCACUGGUUUCACCGUAACCCCUUGAAGGCAACCGCUCCGGUGUCAUUUAAUUUCUAUGGCGUGGCCUCCACCCAAGCGGCAUCGAAGAUCUGCAGUGAUCUCAGAAGUACAAGAGCGCGUCUAUUGGAACUUUUUACAGAUGCCACCUGUAACCCUGAUAUGAUGAAGAACGCAGCAGAUGCCUAUUUCUCCUUGCUGCUAGGUUUUAUUAAUUCACUGGAUGGUGGAACACAAGACAACAAGCUGCGAUACAUCCAGAACUUCAAGUGGACAGACACCCUGCAGGGCAACUCUCCGAGCUCUCAGCAAGAUGCCGUCUUUGAGCUGAUCUCCAUGGGGUUUAAUGUGGCUCUUUGGCACACCAAAUAUGCCUCCCGGCUGUCAGGGAAGGAAGACAUCACAGAAGAUGAGGCAAAAACAGUUCAUAAAAGUCUGAAGGUCGCAGCAGGCAUUUUCAAGCACUUGAAGGAAAGUCACAUUCCAAAACUUAUUACUCCAGCAGAAAAGGGUCGGGAUUUGGAGAGUCGGGUGAUUGAUGCUUAUAUCAUCCAGUGCCAAGCGGAAGCACAAGAAGUGACCAUUGCUCGAGCCAUCGAAUUGAAGCACAACCCAAGUCUGAUAGCCGCUUUGGCCCAAGAAACUGCCAGUUUCUACCAGAGAGUUGACCACACACUCAUCACCCUGGAUCCAGUUUAUAUAGUCAAGUGGAGAAGCUACACCCAGCUGAAAAUGUGUUUUUAUAUGGCCUAUGCUUACUGCUAUUACGGUCAGACAUUGCUGUCCAGUGACAAGUGUGGAGAGGCAGUCAGAUCCCUGCAGGAAGCUGAGAAACUUUAUGGUAAAGCGGAAGCUUUGUGUAAGGAUUAUGGGCAGACAAAGGGUCCCGGAACCACAGCCAAGCCCUCAGGACAUGUAUUCUUUAGGAAGCUGGGGACACAGGUGAAGAAUACGCUAGAGAAGUGCCAACGGGAGAAUGGAUUCAUCUAUUUCCAGAAGGUCCCGACAGAGUUACCAGAAAUGGAGCUUAAGGCCAAUUACGGCCUGGUGGAACCCGUGCCAUUCGAAUUUCCUGAAAUGAGCCCGCUGUGGACCCCGGAAACCCAAGCUGGCUUCGACCUGACCAAGAGGCCAAAAGAUGAUGGUGCUAAGCCCAAGAAAGAAGAGGAGAUAAAGCCAAUCAAGGAACCUGACAUAAAAGCACAGAAGGACAGUGGAUGUCAGAUCUCCUAACCCAGAAGACAGCACUCGGCAUCUCCACAACUUCUUCCCCUCAUUCCCUGGAUGUAGAAGGACUCUACUCUACUCUUCUAGAUAUAGACAAGGGAUUACUCAAACACACUUCAUCUGCAUACCUUAAAUUUCCCUUCUGA